Penicillium nucicola is the source of this 3372-nucleotide messenger RNA. Its product is annotated as NPA1/URB1 family protein. Gene Ontology annotation, biological process: maturation of 5.8S rRNA from tricistronic rRNA transcript (SSU-rRNA, 5.8S rRNA, LSU-rRNA); maturation of LSU-rRNA from tricistronic rRNA transcript (SSU-rRNA, 5.8S rRNA, LSU-rRNA). Gene Ontology annotation, cellular component: nucleolus. Lineage: Eukaryota; Fungi; Ascomycota; Eurotiomycetes; Eurotiales; Aspergillaceae. The record is from RefSeq and is a predicted model, not a curated record. The transcript is spliced from 3 exons. The coding region runs from base 1 to 3372 and encodes 1123 amino acids.
AUGUCGCACGUCAUGGAGCAUCCCUCUCGGGCUAAGAGAAGAAAGCUUGAUGACCCGAAACCAGCUGAACAAAUUAACAUUACAUCCGCUGCCCAGCUCCGUGAGCUGUUGGCCGUCCAGCAGAAUGCCCCGUUGGCGAGGCAAGGCAUUGUCAAGUUCAAAGAGUUUUUGGUUUCAAUCCGACAAACAGAAAAGGACCAUGAUAAAGCGCAGAAACUGCGCGUCCUCAAGUCUUAUUGCGACAAGCAAAUCAGUACCCCCACAAAAGAAGAUGAGACUGCUGUCUGCUUCCCAGAUCUCAUUGCAUCUUGGGCCUUUGGCGAUGGCAAUAACAACGAGCCCCUGUUGACCAAUGUGCCUUCCGUUCUCGCCAUUUUCCUCAAGACCAUCUCCUCAGAACUGGAAUUCCGGGAUUUCGGAAUCGCCCUAUGCAAACAUCUCCUGCAGAAAGACCAGCUGCGAUUGUUCAAUCGCGGAUUGACGGCAACAAAGACAAAGGAGCACCUGAUCUCUCCUUGUCUUCGUUUGCUCACUGAGAUCGUGACCUUCGAUGGAGGCGCAGUGGCGCGCCAGCUGUACCUUCGCCGUUACAUUACUUUCAAGCGAAUGGAGGUCUUUUUGAUUCCAAACAAAGCACAGGAAAGUGAGGAUGAGUCUAACAAGUCAACACUCAGGCGCAAUGCUCAGCGAUAUUUGCUUGCGAACUUGAGGGUGCAGCAUGCAUCCGAGAAGGGCGAUAUCAUUGAGCAGCACAAGAUCACUCGGUCCUUCCUUGAACAUAUUCGAAAAGAUUCUCGUGAAACUGUGAUGGAGAUCCUCAAAGCCAUUGAAAGGGAUGUCGUGCAAGACGCCGGACUAUCCCGGAAGUCGAAGAGCAAGUUCUUUAACCGCCACAACCUGGAACGAUUGGUCACCCUGUACGGCUAUGACCGUGAAUCAGAUGAGCCCAACCCCGAUGGAGUCUCCAUUGCCAAUGAGAUUCACCGCAUUAUGAUGAACAUCUGCAAGACUGCCGGACUUGGUGUGCUUUUGCCUGAGACAGGCUGGUACCCGACUGGAACUGACCCUGAGACUCUGCCCGCUGACGACGAUGCAAGCAUUGAAUUGGGUCUUGAUUCCCCAAUCUAUGUGGACAAGUACAGAGAGUCUGUCCCCGUGCGAAACGGCUCUCUUUCUUUCCUAAUUCAGUGUCUUCGUCCCGAUGUGGAUAGUCUCCAGAUUGAAUUGUUGAUUACGAUCUUCAAGGUUGCACCAGAACUCAUUGCCGAUUACUUCACCAGAAAGACUAUGUUCAUUUCGGACCCGAAAGCCUCGCCUUCGUGGAUGGCUGAGUCUGCCUUCCUCUUCUCGACUGUUCAAUUGCCGGUUCCGGCAAACUGUGGUUGGAAGGAUAAGCUGCCCAUUCUGCCCCCACCAGUGUCAAUUGCCAUUGAAAACAUCAUCCCUCGUCCUCUCAGUCAGAAGAUCAUGACCCGCUGCCUGAACCAAAAUGCCGAGAUCAUUACGCUUUUCGCCGUCCGGAUUCUGACACUCGCAUUCACCAAGUUGCGGACUGUUCUGAAAAUUUGGCAGGGAGAACAUGGCCAGGGGCAGCUUUUCUGGAAUCAGGCCUCUUCCAAGUUGCUCGCGGAGUUUUCUCGCCGCUGUCCCUCUAUUAAGGAUGUCGUUGUUCUCUUCCGACGAACUGCUAAGGAGGACCUCUUGCAGCAGGAGGCGGUUGCCGAGCUCCUGACAUGCUACUACGAAGUGAUGCCAGAUAUUGCCCUGGAGGAGAACUUUGACGUCUCUCUGGUUCUGGUGGAUGUUCUAAAACGAUUGGAAGACAAAGAUGUUAGCGCAGACGACUCUGAGUCCCUUUUGAGUCAACUCCAGAGUCUUCUUCAGAUCGCUCAGCAAUCUGCUUCACUGCGUUGGUGGCAAAAACCCGCCAACAUGCAAUAUUCACCCUUCACCUCGAUUUUGAAGGUUCUCAUGGAUACUGCGGAUAAAGACUCUUCGCGACGCAUAUCUACCCUGUUGAAGACUGUUUUGUUUGAGAAUUCUAUCUUGCAAAGCUCCCCACAUGCAUUCGCGUCUGUUCUGUCAAGUCUUGAGAACUCGGAGCCUGAGGCUCUGCAUCAUCAAUUGGUCUUCUUUGACAACUGUGUUUCUCGUGUUGCUAAGAAGCCUGUCCACUAUAUUGAUAUGCUUGUAUCGCUUUCCAAGGAUGAAUCGGAAUCUGCCAGCGCUCUUGUGGCUGUUAUUGUUGAACAAUGGCCAUUCCUUGUUAAGAAUGGAGAUGAGUCCAUCGAAGUUGCCGUUGGGUCAUGGGUUGCAAGCCUUCUGAGCAACCUCAAACAAGCUGGUGAAAGCAUCAAGGUACUUAAGGCUGCUCGGGACGCGUUGAUUGAAGCAACCGAGACCAAGAAGGUCAAGUCGCUUCUUAAGAAAUCUCUGAAAGGCGCAGAGGAUGCCGAUACGGAAGACAAGAUGGAAAUUGACGCCGGCUCCAGUGUGCCAUCAACUACCAAGGCUCCUAGCGUCGACCUCGACGAGAUCUUCGGAUUCCUGCCCACUGAAGGCACCACCCACAAUGCCUUGAACAAGUGGGAAAGAGAAGAAGUCGAACAAGCCGUGGAACAAGGCCGCAUCGCCGAAUUGAUUCUCUGCCUCUGCUCCCAGCACGAAGAAGUCCGACGACAGGCAUUUGCUAACAUCGUGCGCUUUAUGGCGAAGCUCAAGGAAUCGAAGUACGCAGAAUGGCGCACGGUGUACACACUGACUGGAGAGCUUCUCGAGACGGUCAACACCAUUGGCAUGGAGAAGCCCGUUCCUUGGAUUGUUGGCGAAUGCGCUGCAAACUGCCUUGCGGUUCUCACAAACCCUCUCCACAAGGUCUACGGCAAAGUCAACAAGUUCUUGCAGAAAGCACCAUCAUGGGAAGUCGAGAAAAUCCCCACAUACUGGGUCGACAAGAUUCUGCUCCAUGAGCCUGAAUUGGAUGACGGCUAUUUCGAUGAGAUUGACUGGUUGCUUGGUCUCUUUAUCAAGGCACUCCGCACCGAGGCUGAUAUGGAAGUAUACAGACGUGCAAAUGUCUUUGAGCGCAUUCUUUCCCUUUACCAGUCCCCCACUCUCGGCCCAGCUGCUCAACGCAAGAUCCUGCACAUCAUCUACCGUGCAGCCCAAGUCGGCGGUAGCACUACCCUGAUCACCCGCUCCGGUGUCAUCAGCUGGAUCCAGAUUCAAGCUGCCGAAGCCAGUGCAAAGGAUGUUCCCCUGCUCUCUGCCCUUGCGUCAUCACUGUAUAAGACUUGUGAUCGGGAGCGUGUGGAUAGCUGGAGUAACGGGACUCUUGGACGAGUCAUUGAUGGUAUUCAGGGACAGGCAUAG